CUGUUGAUCUGAACUGUGGCGUACGAAUAGCCGUCCCACAAAUGACAAACCCCGCACCCCAUCCUGCACAGAGUGGAUUCAGACAGCGAUGUACAUAGAUCCUGUCCUGCUAGAGAGCCUAUAUACCUUACAGAAGAAAAAGGCUCACCAUGCUCUCUGCUUGUCUGGAGUUCCUGGGGAUGGGGUUGUGCCUAGUGGGCUCGCUCCUGGUCAUGAUCGCGUGCGGGCUGCCCAUGUGGAAGGUGACGGCGUUCAUCGAUAUGAAUAUCGUGGUCGCGCAGACCAACUGGGACGGGCUCUGGAUGUCAUGCGUGGUGCAGAGCACCGGCCAGAUGCAGUGCAAGAUGCACGACUCGGUGCUGGCGCUCAGCCAUGAUCUGCAGACAGCGCGCGCCCUCACGGUGAUCUCGGCGGUUCUUGGGGUGGCGGGGCUGGCGGUGACUAUUGCCGGGGCGCAGUGCACUAACUGUAUCAAGACCGAAUUGGUGAAAGCAAAAGUGGUGCACGCCGGUGGGGUGGUCUACAUAAUCAGCGGUCUAUUGGUAUUGGUUCCCCUCUGUUGGAUGGCCAAUAACAUCAUAGUAGACUUUUACAACCCAGAUGUGUCCUCGUCCAAGAAGAGGGAGAUAGGAGCGGCCAUCUAUAUCGGCUGGGCCGCCACAGCCCUGCUCCUUCUGGGGGGAACCAUGCUGUGCUGCUCCUGUCCCCAGCGAGGCAAGAGUGCCUAUCCCAUCAAGACCAUCUCGGCCAACGGAGACUUCGACAAGAGACAUUAUGUGUAGGUGAUGAAAAGAGAGUUUUGCGCACAUCCAAACUUGCCACAGGAGCCGGACAGACAAGUUAAUGUCUACCCUUCUUGUUUGAUGCCCAUCACAUACGUUAUCUUUAUUGUGGUCACCUAGAACGGAGGCUUUGAUAAGGGAAAUUAUGUGUAGGCUAGACGAUAUCAGGAUACUUUUUUUCAUUUGGUUUGAUUGUCUGUUAUGCAUGCCGACUUCACCAAACUUUAACUUCCUCAGUUUGAAAUCAGUGUAUAUUUUUUUCGAACAUAUAUUUCUGUGUGUUGUAGGCUACACCGUUGUGUAGGGGUCUGGCGACCAGAAAAUAAAAACAGAAAUGUUGCCAAUGAAGCCAUACACACCGAGAGCGCAGCUAACCAAGGUUACAUUUUUGGUUGAUCUUCAAGCUAUCCAUUGUGUAGCGUUUUUUAUAAACUCUUGUAUUUGCAUAUUACUAUUUCAUCAGUAUUAUAUAGGCUAAAGGUAAAGGUAAAGAUGUUUUAAAUGUUGAUGUUAUCAUUUGACACUAGGCUAUUGUCUGGCCAGAGUGGUCUGUCAAGUCUGUGUGCUCUGUGAAUAAAGCAUAUUGUUCUCAACUGGCUUUAGUGUCUGCAUGUAAGUUGUAAAUAGCUACAUACAUAGAAGCAGGGACUGGUUUUCAACAUAGUUAAUAACUUUAGGUUCCCACACUGGACGUGUCCUUUGUAAGCAGUGAAUGCUACUCAGAACAAUGUGCCCUCAUAUGAUGAUAAAAUGAGCUUAUUUGCAUUUGAAUGCUGUUGUAUUGUACUGUAUAACUAGCUGAUUGUGGACCUAUCUGUUUUCCUGGCCCUCUUUAAACUAUUGGGCAAUUGAUGUUUUAUAAUAAAAAUGAAAUCACAAACCCC
This is a messenger RNA of Oncorhynchus mykiss (rainbow trout), 1666 nucleotides long. Its product is annotated as claudin-4. Gene Ontology annotation, cellular component: bicellular tight junction; membrane. The record is from RefSeq and is a predicted model, not a curated record. NCBI's taxonomy places the organism in Eukaryota, Metazoa, Chordata, Actinopteri, Salmoniformes, Salmonidae. Gene Ontology annotation, molecular function: structural molecule activity.